This is a messenger RNA of Leucoraja erinaceus (little skate), 2988 nucleotides long. It is a transcript of the gene ufsp1, whose product is annotated as UFM1-specific peptidase 1 (non-functional). NCBI's taxonomy places the organism in Eukaryota, Metazoa, Chordata, Chondrichthyes, Rajiformes, Rajidae. The record is from RefSeq and is a predicted model, not a curated record. Bases 245 to 895 code for a protein of 216 amino acids. The transcript has 2 exons.
CCCUAGCAACAGAGUGACGUAGGGUGGCUCCGGCGCCUGGCAUUGGACGAGAGGGGAAGGAGGUCACGUGCUUGCGCCGUGCCUCUCUCCUUAUUGGCUGUCUCCGGCCGCCAUUUUGCGCGCGGAGAGAGCGGCCGAGUCGCCGCCGCCGACGCCAUUGUUCACCCUCCGGCCGGGAGAGCGCGUCAGUGGCGUCGCCCCAACCUCACUGCUGCUCAGGCUACCAGAGGACGUCUUACUAAGCAUGGAAUUAGUGAAGAACAUUCACUCUGGUCUCCCUCUCCCCGAGUCUGAGUUUGGUGUCCAUCGGCUUUCCCUGAUCCGGGGAGAUUAUCUGUACUACCACUACGGCUGCGAUGGCACAGAUGACUGCGGCUGGGGUUGUGGCUACCGGACAAUGCAGACCCUCUCUUCCUGGAUCAUUUUACAGCAGACUAAUCAAAACAACCACAGAGUACCCACUCUAAGAGAGGUGCAAGAGGCGCUGGUGGAGAUGGAAGACAAGCCUCCCAGCUUCGUCAACUCCAAGACUUGGAUCGGCUCCUUUGAAAUCGCCCUGUGCAUCGAUAAAUUCCACGACGUUCCCUGCAAACUCGUCCACGUGCGGAAAGGGGGGGAGCUGCUGCAGAAAAUAGACGAGCUUCACUCACACUUUGACACGCUGGGGUCCCCGGUCAUGAUGGGUGGAGACAGUGACAGUGCUUCAAAGGGGAUAUUGGGGAUUUUCACAGGGUCGGAGCACCACUACCUGCUUAUUUUGGACCCUCAUUACUCUGGGAAAACCCUGGACAAGGAGUAUGCCCAGAGGAAAGGCUGGGUGGCCUGGAAGAAAUUGGACCUAUUUGAUCAGAACUCAUUCUAUAACUUUUGCCUCCCUCAGUGGAAAGGUGUGUAACUGCUCAUCGCUGCAACCUACUUCAGCUGUUGACCAAAACAUCUCCAUGUCUGCUGUUGUGAAGUGACAUAUUUACAGAGCAAUUUGAUGAAAUUGCUUAACACUGCGUUAUGUGGUGCUCUCUGUAAGUUCACCCACUGACAAGAGUCUAAUGACCGAGCAGGAGCCUCCAUUGCUUCUGACUUUAGAAAGAUUCAUUCCUUACCAUGAAGAACUUUGCCGCCAUAAAUCAGUGCAUAAUAGACAAUAGGUGCAGGAGUAGGCCAUUCAACCCUUCGAGCCAGCACCGCCAUUUCAAUGGCUGAUCAUCCCCAAUCAGUACCCCUUUCCUGCCUUCUCCCCAUAUCCCCUGACUGCUAUUUUUAACAGCCCUAUCUAGCUCUCUCUUGAAAGCAUCCAGAGAACCUGCCUCUACCGCCCUCUGAGGCAGAGAAUUCCACACUCACCAUUCUCCGUGAGAAAAAGUGUUUCCUCGUCUCCGUUCGAAAUGGCUUACUCCUUAUUCUUAAACUGUGUGGCCCCUGGUUCUGGACUCCCCCAACAUCGGGAACAUGUUUCCUGCCUCUAGAGUGUCCAAGCCCUUAACAAUCUCAUAUGUUUCAAUGAGAUCCCCUCUCAUCCAUAAUCUUGACAUUGGAGUCUGGAUUUUCGGUGCUUCAGUCGUUGCCAUUGUUUCCAAUGGGAGAUAUUAACUGAUGAAGGUGCUUAGACUUACAUUGAACCGCAGUUGAUCAUUUUGCAUCAGAAUUGACCGGCUAUAGAUUGAGAUGACAUUAAGCUGUCACUGUGGCUGAGUUUUAACGUAGCCCAUUAUCGUCAUCCCAUGAUGUUUCUAGGGAACGGGAGAAUUUAACAAACCUAUUUGACAAAAUUUAACAAAAGAAGCACGUUACCUAAAUGAAAAGCUGCACAGCCGGAACCGUUCAAUUAGCUAAAGUGUAGGUCGGCUGUUGCCUUAAAAAUUAAAUAACUAUUAUUUAUUAAAAAUUCAAAAGUUAAAAAUCCCAAACAAUUAACCCAAAUGCAAAUAAAAUUACCACCAAAAUACAAACAAUUUAAAAAAAAUUAGAUCCAUUAAACGGGACGACAGAUGGCGCAAUGGGCUAAGUGUUCGGCUGGCGACCUGAAGGUAGCCGGUUCGAAUCCCGCUUGGAGUGCAUACUGUCGUUGUGUCCUUGGGGCAAGACACUUCACCCACCUUUGCCUGUGUGUAAAUGUAAUGUAAUUAUGUGAAGCACUUUGGGGUCAAUGCAAGUUGACUAAAAAUGUGCUAUAUAAAUAAGAUAUUAAAAAACAUAUGUAAAUGCUGAUGGUCCCAAUGAAUGCAGAUAGUCUCUUGAGCGAUUAAUGCUUUCUGUAAUUUCAUCCCCAGAAAAUCUAAAACCACCUCGUUCUCUGUAAAGCAUAUACCUAGCCAUCCUAAAAUAACACAGUAGAGGUCCUACUGUGGCCAUAUUGCAUUUGUCAACAACUCCCUCCUCCAUAUGAUGAUGCCUGUUCGCUUCCUUGAGAUUUCGUGGCCCUGGGACAUCCGACGUUGUCCUCAAAGUGCAACUAGUACUUGUUUUGCUGAUACCCUCCCAGACUAACCCCUCCUUUAGUACCUCAGGAAAAACUGCAGGUGCUGGAAUCCUGAGCAGAAAAACAAACCGCUGAAGGAUCUCUCAGGAAGGGUUUCAGCCCGAAACAUUGCCUAUUUCCUUCGCUCCAUAGAUGCUGCUGCACCCGCUGCGUUUCUCCAGCACUUUUGUCUUCCAAAAGAUCUCUGGGUCAGGCAGCAACUGUGGAGGACAAAUGACCAUCCGGGUCUAGCACCUUCUCCGUCUCGAGAAAGGUUCUGACCUGAAACGACACCUGUCGAUUCGCUCCAUGGGUGCUGCUUGACCUGCUGAGUUCCUCCAGCACUUUGGCUUUUGCUCAGGAUUCUAGCAUCUGCAGUUUCUCGUCUCCUAAACAACUCCCACUCUGCAAAUUUGCUUCAGUUCAUCUGGUACUUGCAAGCACGUGGCGGAAUAGCUGGUCAAACUGGCAAACAGGAGCACAGGUGUAAGAAACAAUUUACGUCAUUGACCAUUAAACUAAUGUGGAAUCUG